Molecule: messenger RNA, 3909 nt
Organism: Trematosphaeria pertusa
Lineage: Eukaryota; Fungi; Ascomycota; Dothideomycetes; Pleosporales; Trematosphaeriaceae
Exons: 6
Coding region: 1-3546 (1181 amino acids)
Source: RefSeq, a predicted model, not a curated record
AUGUCUCUGAACGGGCUCGACGAUGUCAAGGUAGCCGAAGCGUACCAGGGCGCCCUCGCCGAGGCGGGAGGAUGGUUCCUGCUCAAGUACGCUUCACGAGACGAGGUCGACGUGCUCACCCGCGGCACCGGCGGAGCAGCAGAGGCUCGCGGCGCCAUCGCGCACUACGAGGAGAGGUCGCCGCUGUACGGCUUCUUGCUAUACCGCCGGCGCAAGGUCUUGAUCAAAUAUGUGCCCGAGGGGACGUCGCGGCUACUACAAGCCCGCGUUGCCGUUCAUUUCACAGCUGUCACCGAAAAGUUCACCCCGCACGACUCCAUAAUCUCUGUUACUACCGCCGAAGAGCUCAGCGACGCCGCCCUCACUUCUGCGUGCUCCCUGCACACCGCCGCGCCGUCGAGCUGCUCCUCCAGCGGCUCGUCGAAGCGCCACAAGCUGGACGAGAUUACAGAAGAUGCCGAGGAAGGGCAGAGUAACGCAGGUGAUUCCGCCGAGACAGCAAGACCAGUGACCGCCGCGUCGUCUAAACCGGUGAUUGUGGAGCCCGCUGCGAAGAGCGAAGAUGCAGAGGGGACAAAUACUGCUACAGCGGCACAAGAGACAAAAGCCGCGGAGGGCACCAAAGGCACGCCUGAGCUGUCCCACGUAACGAUUGAGACGGUGACGGAGACAAAGGAGCAGGUGGAUCCCAAGGCAGCAAGCCACAGAGACAGCUUCAAGAAUUACGACUCACUGUUCGAGCAUGGCCCCGAUCCGCGCAUGUCCUCUCAGACCGCACGACCAGCCCUCGCCGACCUGUACGCCGAGAUUUAUGCGCAAUAUAGCAAGCCCAAGGUGAAGCUGGGCCCGAGGCCAAAGCAAUCACUGGAUAUCAAGCGCCCCCAUACUUCUGGUGAUGGCGUUCAAGGCGCAUCAAGGCCCGUCUCGUCCUUGCCGCCAGGGCUACGAGCUGGAAAUCGGAAAAAGGCGGAGCCGAAACGCCCAAAGUCGAGAGACACCAGCAUUGUACCCAGCAUCGCUUUCUCUGCGCCACCUCCCGUUCCUGCUAUCCCCGACAUGCCCUCCUCACCGUCCUAUCUACCGAAGGGUCCGGCCAGCGUCAAGUCCAUGCCUAUCAAUGCACACAGUAGCCGCAACCACAGGUCCACAGGCAUUACGCCAGAAAAACAGAGGUUGAUGAAGGCUUUGGAGCUGCGGAAGAAACAAAUGAAGGCUCUGAAAGAGAGGGAAGCGAAAGCAGCUGAGGCCGCGGCUGAGAGUGCGGAUACUGGCGCUGGGGCCGAAGCUAAGGACUCUGAGAUACCGGCCGAGAAGAGCUCUCCCGAGCAAACGGCGCAAGUGGAGGAGGACCGCACCGCCUCUAAGUCCGAGGUGGAGCCAGCAACCUCGCAGGAUGUAGUCGAGGAGAUUGCGUCAAACCAGGGAGGCUUAAUUACUGACGAAACCAAACCCCCGUCUGGUCAGGAAGACCAGAGCGCGGAAGUGACCGCCGCCCAGACGGAGACGGAUGACCUACAUUCUGCUGCUUCCGCUUCUUCGCCGACAUCUGCGCAAACUCAGGGAUCAUCCUGCGCCCCCUCCACAAGGCCUUCCUCGAUAUCGGAAGAUGAUCACCAUGCACCUGCAGACGAGACGAAGCCUGUCGACACCGAAACGAGCUUGGGAGCAGGAGAUGAGAAACCCACAGGGUCGUCCGAAAAGGAGGAUGAAGAAGACUCCAUCGAAAGCUCCCCGACGGUCGUCCCAGAAAAUCGGACGCCUGUCCCUUCGGUGAAGAUCUCAAGCCAGCCCGAAGAACCAGCACCAGCGACGUUGACCCCUACCCCUGAUUCAGAUGCUUUUUUAUCCCGGAGAAGCAAGAGAGAAUCCAUGGUCCUUAUGCCGCCAACCGAUCCGGAAGAUCCGCGAUCGCGGAGGAAGUCCAACCGAGAAUCCAUGAUAUACAUGCCACUACCUGAGACCCCAGGACAGGAUGAGGCGCAAAGCAGGAAACAGAAAAGGGAGUCUAUGAUUCUGACAGCACCGAUAGGCCAAAGCUUCCUGGAGGGCAAGGACAAGCGCCGCGCUGUGAUCGAUCCGGUCCAUCUAAGCGCUGAAAAUUCCGAAGCCGAGUACCUGUCUGAUGAUUCCUUCAUGGAGGAAUUGCAGAGCGCGAAGCUGGAGGAAGCCAAGCCAAUAUCCGUUUCCAAGUCGCCCAUAACGCCUUUCUUUCCUCGGAAAGCGUCCGUAUCCGAAUAUUCCAUCCUCGAAAGGUCAUCAUCGCAGCAGUAUAUCAAACCUGGUCGCCUCACGCCAGAGCAGCCUAGCUCCCGCAAAUCCUCCGGACCUUGGCUAACCCAUGCCAACACGGAUACCGUGGUGACGGCGAAGAAGAUCAACGUCUCAUCAGGCAUCUCACAGAGAAUCAAGGCCCUUGCAGAGAAAUCCAACAGGGACUCGUCAGCUUCAGUAAGUCCAGUUGCGACGCCCGACGCCAGUAAUUCGAUUGUUGCCCAACGCAAAUCGUCAUUCUUCUCAACACCCCCCUCUGGAAACUCCCCAGAAGGGAAGCCCAUUCAGCGUCUUAGUCGUGCUUCCUUUGCCAAUAGAGCCACUUCACCAACGCCUAACAAAAAGCCUGUGUUGCAGCCACCGCCCAAGACUAUCGAACUGAAUCAGCCAACGGUGUACAACAAGCAGAAAGGGUCCCAGAAGCCCGAAUCUGUCCAAGUCACGGCCCGCAUCGUACGAGACGCGCGAGUUCAGAAGCCUACCUUGACGAUGCCGACCGAAAACACCCCGCUGGAGCUGCAUCAGAGCCCGAUCAUCAUCGAUCACCAAAGGUUGAUGCGGCCGCCCUCUAGCACGAAGCAUAGCCCCACGAAGGCCGAACCCACGUCUCCGAGGCCUCCUUCAUCGUCUCAUUCCAGAGAAGCAAGCUCUUCCGCGCUCCCUCGAUCAUCUUCUGAAAGCAGUUGGCGGUCAUUCGGUCGUCGACUUAGCGAGUCAAGAUCACCCGGAGCACCUCCACGCAGUAUGUCCAUUUACAGCUUCGAGAGUGGCGACGAGAAGCGCGAGGAGAAGAAGGAGAAGAAAGACUCUAGGACGAGUAAAUUGUUCAAGCGUAUGUCGUCCAUCUCCUCGAUCUCUCGGAAGAACUCGGCCGCCAGCGCAACCCUUCCCGAAGAGGACUUUUUGUCCACUCUACCCUCGCUUCGCGAACCUCCACCACCUGUCCAGGUUGGUGACCUCAACAUCCAAUUCCCGGAUACCCUGCUAUGGAAACGGAGAUGGGUGGAGGUUGACACCAUGGGAAAUCUAGUCCUAAGUCUCUCUAGAUCGAACGAGCAAUCGAAAGGCAUCAUCAAGCGCUUCCACCUGACCGAAUUCCGGACGCCGUAUGCACCGGACCCGGAUAGACAAGAACUACCUAACAGUGUCGUAUUCGACUUCGUCGACGGGCGGACCCUACAGUGCGCUUGUGAGACUUUUAUUGCUCAGGCCCAGGUUCUCCAGAUACUGCGGGAAGCACACGACGCCUGGGUCGCCUACAACCAAGGACAAUAAUCUCUCUUCAACAUUCAAAGUAUCGUCUUCUUUAAUUGCUUAGACACGGCCUGCUACUUCUUCCAUGAUUUCGAUUCCUUUGCAACCAACCAUACCCAGGCUUCCAUCUUCUUUUCGUUGCUUUCUUUUCCCCCACGAUCCCUUUCCAAGACAUGACCGUAUGACCUCGAUACCGCCUCCUGUGCCUUUUCUUUUGUUGGUAAUGCAAUUGCAUCGGGGGUUUGAGUUGUGAUUCCCGCAGGCUCGAUUUAUCAUGCAGGAAGCGAAAAAGAAGGGGUCGCCAUUCGUUUGGGUCCAGGUUGCAUACGCUAUUUGCCUUCAGUCUUGACGAGAUGUCUCACAUAAAGAUGUCUCGCCUUUCUC